Puccinia triticina is the source of this 1566-nucleotide messenger RNA. RefSeq lists its product as uncharacterized. Bases 1 to 1566 code for a protein of 521 amino acids. Lineage: Eukaryota; Fungi; Basidiomycota; Pucciniomycetes; Pucciniales; Pucciniaceae. Gene Ontology annotation, biological process: proteasome-mediated ubiquitin-dependent protein catabolic process. The record is from RefSeq and is a predicted model, not a curated record. Gene Ontology annotation, molecular function: protein-macromolecule adaptor activity; protein binding. Gene Ontology annotation, cellular component: nucleus. The transcript is spliced from 5 exons.
AUGUCCUAUCUCUGGUCAGACCUAUCCCAUUCCAACCCCCCCUCGUCUCCGAUCCCAGGCCCAUCCACGGCAAGCAACGGACGGCGUUUCAAAGAAGAAUGCGAUAUUGAAGAUCACAGACUAGACGAAGAUGAUAACGACCAAGAAGCCGAAAACAGUCCGUUGGGUGCCUAUCCAACCCCGCCAGUCUCCGAGCAAGAACCAUUCGUCCUCCCUCGCAAAUCGUCCCGCCCAAGACAUCGACUCAGAACAGGCUCCAACAGCGCCCGUUCGUUCCCAAGGACGUAUCGUCAAGCCACGCUUUCUGAAUGCUUGAACCGAUGUGCUAGCUCGCCUCUCGGUGGUCCGAGCGCGGAACUGGAAGACGCCUUGGACGACCAGCUCGAACACCAACCCAACCAAAGACCGAGGUUGGCUCCACUACUCUUCCACAGCGACGAAAGGCUGGCUAAACGACUGAAGGUUGAUGUCAAGACGCCCCUCGAUCAGCACACGGGUGUAUUACUCCCUGCGGCGGAAAUCUAUCAAUUCAUUCCAUCCGAUUUUGGCUGGCCUGAACCCUCCCCGUCUGUUGACCAUCUACCCCGGCCGAACCGCUCAAGGAUCAUUCAACCGUCUCUUGAUUUGAUGGAUUUCGAACUAGCUCACAAGAGACCCGAUGUCGACCCUCGAAAAAUGAAACGAAUGGAGAGUCUGAGAAGUGAUCCCGAGACUCAAACUAUCAAGAUGUGGAACCCAGAAUACGAAAACGGUCAAGAAUUCCCUUUCAGCCUUUGCUUCAAUCACGCGGCAAAGACUGGUGAUAGCGGAAGACCUCCUGCUCCUGGAGAGCUGAUGGCAGCUGCGAGUGCUCUGGGGACUAUCUCCUUAUAUAACCCGUCUCUAACCGGCUCUAUCGAAGAUUUGAUGCCGAUUGCGACUUUUCAAGGUCUUCAGAACGGGAUUUUUGCCUUAUCGUUCUCGCCCUCAGACCUGAUGCUUGCGACUGGUUCGGGGGCCCAAGUGUCUGAAAUCUUUGACGUUGAGACGGGUAAUGUGCUUAGCCGCUUACAGGACCAUACGGGCACGGUCAAGACGGUCGAGUUCUCUUCGUUCAAUGAGAACAUCGUCGUCACGGGCAGUCGAGACGGAAGCAUCAAGAUCUGGGAUCUCAGGAUCACUGGCGCCCAGACCAGUGACGAUGGCUCUCGGUUUCAUCCUCCGGUAAUUACAAUUAGGAAUGCCCAUGACGAGAAAUUCACCGGCCGAAAACGCAGGAAAGGAGUACAUCUCCCUUCCGUCUCCUCAGUCCUGUGGUCCAGGAUUGCCGAUCAUCAGCUGUUCUCAGCCGGAAGUGCCAACGGGGUGGUCAAGCUAUGGGAUGUCCGGAAAAAGACGCCGUUUGCCUCGAAGGCUCAUCCGCUACCCAUCGACCAGUCGAUCGAACAGAGCAGCCAUGCCUUCUCAGAGGAGGAGUACGAGCAUGUUUUGGGAUUCGACAACCCUCAACGACCGCAUGGGAUCAGUUCCUUAGUCGCCUCGUCUGACGGGGCCCGGCUCUACUCUUUGGGCACAGACAGCACGUAA